CACCUAUGGAUACCUUUCAAGAAAAAAUAAGAAAGUGUCCGCCUACGGAUAGAAUCAGUAAGCUUCCAAGGAAUUUAAUAGAAACUAUAUUAAUGUUGUUGCCAUUGCGAGAUGCUGUGAGGACAAGUAUUUUGUCAAAGAAAUGGAGGUAUAAUUGGGCCAAAAUCACACAACUUGUCUUUGAUAAGACAUUGAUCAUCCAAGAUCCAAAGGAAAACCUACAGUCCCUCCAACGCAAACUUCUCACGGCUAUAAAUCAAGUUCUACUGCUUCAUGAUGGACCAAUACUGAAGUUCACCCUCUCUUUUUCUCAAUUAAAAAGCUCUUCUGAGAUCGACCAGUUCAUACUUUUACUGUCAAGGAAUGGCAUUGAGGAAUGUACUUUUUAUAUUUCUAAGAACCCGCCUUAUACAUUGCCUUCAUCAUUCUUUUCAUGCUCACAGCUGAAACAUUUGAAUCUCAGUAAUUGUGAAUUUGUUACUACUCUUACGUUUAGUGGAUUUAGUAGGCUCGUAAGUCUAGAAUUGAACCAAGUAAACAUUGGUGAGUCUAUUGGAAGUUUGGUUUCUAGUUGCCCACUACUUGAACGACUGACACUGAUAGGCACUACUCAUUUUGAGUACAUUGAAAUUGAUUCUCCUAACCUUAAGUUCUUAAAAACAAAUGUCACUUUCGGAUAUGUUCAUUUCAAAAAUACCCCUCUUCUUGCUGUAGUUUCAAUUAAUUCAUAUGCUUCUGACAAUUUUGAACAUCUUAAUGAAAAAGAGGCAACUGAAAUGAUCAAGGUUUUUGGUUGUCUACCUGUAAUUGAGACUUUGGAAUUUGGCCGUCGUUUUGUGAAGUUCUUGACUGUGGCCAAUGUACCUGAAAGGCUUCCGUUUACCUUAGACCACCUCAAAAUUCUUGAACUAAAUACCUUAUGUUUGGGAGAGAUCGCUGAUGUCUCCUUUGCUCUAUGCUUGAUUAAAAGCUCCCCCAACUUGAAAAAUUUUGCAAUGGAGGUGUUUCCCAGCGACGAUGCUACAAGACCUACUGAUUUAGAAUUUUUGGAAAUGCAAGAUUACUCAAAUGUCUCUUUGAAUUAACUUGGGGAAGUGGAGAUAAGUAACAUCUCUGGCACAAGGCCUGAAUUGGAAUUUAUUAAGUUUAUAUUAGCAAAAUCCCCAUUGCUAGAGACGAUGCUCGUUUGGCCCAACCCAGAGAAGGUUACUGACAAUGGAGUGGGAUUACUGAGAGAGUUGACACAAUUUCGACGUGUCUCGCCUAAUGCAGAAAUUUACUACGAAGGGUCAGAUUAAAAAAAUGUUUAGCAUGUGGGUUUGUAUCCAUUGAUCAUUUUAUGGCUUUGAGAGGGGUGGCAUUCAGUUACUAAAAAUCUAGGAUGCUUUUGCUUUCCGUUUUUUUUUUUUUUUUUUUUUU
Molecule: messenger RNA, 1419 nt
Organism: Cornus florida
Lineage: Eukaryota; Viridiplantae; Streptophyta; Magnoliopsida; Cornales; Cornaceae
Product: F-box/FBD/LRR-repeat protein At1g13570-like
Exons: 3
Coding region: 6-1085 (359 amino acids)
Molecular function (GO): protein binding
Source: RefSeq, a predicted model, not a curated record